ACGCUUCAAUUAAUAAAUUGCACAAAUCGAUAAACCAAUCUUUUUACUCAGUCUACUCGGCUUCUGUGUUUUUUAAUUGCUGCGACCGAUCUGUCCUAGGCGACAGUUCCUGUUAUAUAAAUUAGCCCAAAGCUGUCUGUUUUAUUAGUCAUCUCUUUUCGUUUCAUUCGGUUCAAGAAUCACUGGCUCUUAACUUCCAAGUUUCAUCUGAACGGCUAUUUCCACGCUCCUAGAUAUGCAAGAACUGCCGUUGCCUUUUGCCACUACGGCCAUUCUUGGUGGGCUUUCACUGUUGUUGCUCUUCUCUUUCUUCUUGAGGAAACUCGGCUCCACCCAGAAGAUUAAUGGCCAGUCCACUCUUCCACCUUUACCGGAGGUUCCUGGGUUGCCCAUAGUGGGGAAUUUGCUUCAACUGAAGGAGAAGAAACCUCACAAGACCUUUACAAAGUGGGCUGAAACUUAUGGCCCUGUUUAUUCCAUCAGAACCGGUGCUACUACUUUGGUGGUACUCAAUUCCGCUGAUGUUGCCAAAGAGGCUCUGGUUACUAGAUUCUCAUCAAUCUCUACGAGAAAGCUGUCAAAUGCCCUGCGGAUCCUCACAGCCGAUAAAUGUAUGGUUGCUAUGAGUGACUAUGAUGAAUUCCACAAGAUGGUGAAGCGAUACAUCCUUGCAGGUGUCUUGGGCGUGAAUGCUCAGAAGCGGCUACGUUCCCUCCGAGACACCAUGAUGGAAAACAUUUCUAGACAAUUACAUGCCCUUGUAGAUGGCCAUCCUCUUGAAGCGGUCAAUUUCAGGAAAGUCUUCCAGAAUGAACUAUUUGCGCUGGCACUCAAACAAGCUUUGGGACAGGAGGUGAAAUCCAUAUAUGUGGAGGAACUUGGGACAACGUUGUCCAAAGAGGAAAUGUUCAAGGUUAUGGUGUCGGACAUGAUGGCUGGUGCAAUUGAGGUGGACUGGAGGGAUUUCUUUCCUUACCUGAGAUGGAUUCCUAGUAAAAGCUGGGAAAAGAAGAUUGAACAACUGGCUUUCCGCAGGAAAGUGGUGGCGAAAGCCCUAAUGAAGGAGCAGAAACGGAGAAUCGCUUCAGGGGAGGAAGCGAACAGUUAUAUUGACUUCCUGAUAUCUGAAUCCAAGACGCUUUCUGAGGAGCAGAUCACCAUUUUGCUCUGGGAGCCAAUCAUCGAGACUUCUGAUACCACUCUGGUCACAACAGAGUGGGCUUUGUAUGAACUUGCUAAGAAUCCAAAAUGCCAGGAUCGACUCGUCCAGGAGAUUCAAAAAGUUUGUGGUUCUGAAACCGUCUCAGAGGACCACUUGUCUCAGCUUCUGUACUUGAAUGCUGUAUUCCAUGAAACUCUGAGGAAACAUAGUCCAGUUCCAAUAAUUCCUCCGCGCUAUGUACAUGAAGAUACCCAAUUAGGAGGGUACUUUGUCCCGGCUGGAAGCCAGCUUACUAUAAACAUAUAUGGAUGUAACAUGGACAAGAAGAUAUAUGAGAAACCAGAAGAGUGGAUGCCCGAGAGAUUUCUCGAUGAGAAGUAUGACCCAGCAGACUUGUUCAAGACAUCGGCCUUUGGAGGAGGGAGAAGGGUUUGUGCUGGAGCUCUUCAGGCCAUGCUAAUAUCUUGCGCAGCCAUCGGCAGACUAGUCCAGGAGUUUGAAUGGCGACUGAAGGAUGGUGAGGAAGAAAAUGUCGAUACAGUGGGACUGACGACUCAUAAGCUUCACCCAAUGCAAGCAAUGCUGAAGCCAAGAUGAUUGGAAUGAAGAAAGCAUAGUAGCCACUGAAGUAGGAGAAUUCUCUAUGUAAUCCAGUGGUUUUGUCCUGUUUUGCUGAUAAAUAGUUUCUAAGUCUUGCUGUGUGGUAGAUGUUUUCAACAAAGUGCAACGCUGGUAUAAGCAAGACGGAGGACUAGUCUGGACGUUACCUUUUUGUUGGUUUUGAUGAAAAAUGAAGAGGCUGACCCUGCUUGAAGUGUCGCCAUCUUGCUAUGU
This is a messenger RNA of Syzygium oleosum, 1996 nucleotides long. RefSeq names its product ent-kaurene oxidase, chloroplastic-like. NCBI's taxonomy places the organism in Eukaryota, Viridiplantae, Streptophyta, Magnoliopsida, Myrtales, Myrtaceae. The transcript has 8 exons. Bases 236 to 1759 code for a protein of 507 amino acids. Gene Ontology annotation, molecular function: ent-kaurene oxidase activity; heme binding; iron ion binding. Gene Ontology annotation, cellular component: endoplasmic reticulum; chloroplast outer membrane. Gene Ontology annotation, biological process: gibberellin biosynthetic process. The record is from RefSeq and is a predicted model, not a curated record.